Messenger RNA from Oncorhynchus gorbuscha (pink salmon), 3368 nucleotides. Its product is annotated as probable G-protein coupled receptor 173. The transcript is spliced from 2 exons. The coding region runs from base 1092 to 2294 and encodes 400 amino acids. Gene Ontology annotation, molecular function: G protein-coupled receptor activity. The record is from RefSeq and is a predicted model, not a curated record. Gene Ontology annotation, biological process: G protein-coupled receptor signaling pathway. NCBI's taxonomy places the organism in Eukaryota, Metazoa, Chordata, Actinopteri, Salmoniformes, Salmonidae. Gene Ontology annotation, cellular component: plasma membrane.
AGGUGUUUAUCUAAAUGAUUUUUAAUUUAUCGCGUUGUAUUUCAUAGAUUUAGUUAUGACCCUGACGCUCUCAGUCUCUCUCUCUCUCUCUGACGCUCUCUCUCCCCUACGAAUAGAACCGACGAACUCCGCGAAUAGGCGAGCAGCAUCCACACAAGCAGCCAUUUAAUUAAUUGGGAUUACUUUAAAAUCAUUCAUUUAAAUACUCAACCUUUUUUAGUUUGACCGUAAUGCGAUAGGAAUUCCAAUAAUUAUAAUUUUCAAUAUGCCAAAUCAAAUGCGGUCCGCUAGAAUUAGGCAGACAAAUGCAAUGUGGACCUUCACCUGACAAAAAAAAACAGACUGGCUACAAAUGACGGGGUUAAUAAAUGCACAGCGUUCACUUCUAAAUAAUGAAAAUAGAGAUUCAUCGAGGUUAUUUUGAAGACGGAUGGAUGGAAAUGCAUAAACAAGGAGCGUCAAGACGUUCAUCAAGGGAAACUCGAUAUUUCACCGCUAUGAAAAUCUUAGAUCUGACGAUAUAGAGGAAGAUAGGUUGUAUUGCAGGCUACAUAGAAGCUAGCCGCCUACGUGCUGUAACCUCUCCUAAAUUGUCUUUAGACUCUAUAUUUACCUCGACGUGACAAUACAUCCGAAGAUCGUACAAAUUACAUGGAAUGAUGGACACGAAAAUUGGACACAACCUUUGUCUGUGUGAAACUUAUGUUUAAGAGGCUCAGUGAACAUUAGGCUACCUGUGGCCGAAUCGUAUCAUCGCUCAGAGGACAGACAUAGCCUAUCUUGAGUGUGGUCGUUUCAAUAUUGACUGAAGAAUGUGUUAAUAUCAGUGUCAGUGUCGCCUCUCUGACUGAGGUUUCCCGCAUCUUUACAAAUCCCAGAAAUCGAAGGUGCUAAAUGUAAUGGAGACAAAUGAGCCUGUUAUCUAGAAUGGAUCCUCACAUAUCCCUGUAAGAGGCGGGACAAAGGAAGAAAACCCCAGGACGGACGAUAGGAGGGCUGCCGUACCAUAGGCGGAAGAGUGGCGUCGGUCCGAGAGAGAGGGGGUAGAAUUACCCUCGCACCCCUACCCCUAGAAUCAGAGAGUUGAAGGCAUGUCUAACCAGACCCAGAUCUUUGGCAUAGAUGGCCCAGGGAGCCUGCUGGCAGUGUUGGCCUCACAGAGGGCCAGUAGUAUUAGCAGCACCAGCAGUGAAGGAAUCUCAGCUGCGGCCGUGUCCACCUAUAUCAAGUUGGUGUUCCUGGGCCUGAUCCUCUGUGUCAGCCUAGCAGGCAACCUGCUGGUGUCUCUGCUGGUCCUCCGAGACCGGGCCCUUCACAAGGCCCCCUAUUUCUUUCUGCUGGACCUUUGCCUAGCUGAUGUCAUCCGUUCUGCUGCCUGCUUCCCCUUCGUCCUGGUGUCUGUCCACAACAGCUCAGCAUGGACCUACAGUGCCUUCAGCUGUAAGCUGGUGGCCUUCCUCGCUGUGCUCUUCUGUUUUCAUGCUGCCUUCAUGCUGUUCUGUGUGGCUGUGACCCGCUACCUGGCCAUCACCCACCACCGCUUCUACGCCAAACGCAUGACGGUCUGGACCUGCGCUGCCAUCAUCUGCAUGGUCUGGACUUUGGCCAUUGCCAUGGCGUCUCCGCCUGUCUUUGACGUGGGGACAUACAAGUUCAUUCAAGACGAGGACCAGUGCAUUUUCGAGCAUCGCUACCUUAAGACCAAUGACACUCUGGGCUUCAUGCUCAUGCUGGCCAUAGUGGUCCUGGCCACUCACGGUUUCUACACCAAACUCCUGCUGUUUGAAUACAAGCAUCGCAAGAUGAAGCCUGUCCAGCUAAUGCCAGCCAUCAGCCAGAACUGGACCUUCCACGGCCCGGGUGCCACGGGUCAGGCAGCAGCCAACUGGAUCGCAGGCUUUGGCCGAGGCCCAAUGCCCCCCACCCUGCUGGGCAUCAGGCAGACUUUGCACAACCAGCAGCAGCAGCGCCUGCUGGGCAUGGAGGAGGUCAGAUCUGAGAGGAGGCUAGGCAGGAUGUUCUACAUCAUCACCCUGCUCUUCCUGGUGCUCUGGGCUCCCUACAUAGUGGCCUGUUUCUGGAGGGUGUUUGUCAAGUCCUGCUCCAUCCCUCACAGGUACCUCUCCAUCACAGUGUGGAUGAGCUUCGCCCAAGCAGGAGUCAACCCUAUCUUCUGCCUCCUGCUCAAUGAGGACUUGAGGAAAGUGCUGAGGGCCCACCUGCCCACCUACAGCAGGACUAGACAACACCAACAGCUGCACCGCCAUGAGCUGUUUGUGUUCACCAUCACAUGAUGCACUACUAUAUCGUGUGAUUGGGGUGUUUUGUUUGUAGCAUACAGAAAUGCCUAUCUGACCUUUUUUUGUAAAGAGAAUGUUUAUCAGACGCUACUAUUUUUGCAAAUGUAUUAUGACUUUGUUUCAUUUGUAAUGUGCAGAUGAUGUGUGUGUGGAGACAUGCAGUAUGAGAAGCAGGUUUGUAGUAAUACUAGUAAGUACAUUCUCAGUAGAUUAUCUCAUUAACAUGUUAAAACUGAUUUUCUUUAGUUCAAUAGAGGGGAUUGCAACGUCACCAUGAAUAGCAGGAUAUACUGUGUACAAAACUUUUGAGUUGCACUCCCCCAUAUUACCCUCAGAACAGCUUCAAUUCGUCAGGGCAUGGACUCUACAGGGUGUCGAAAGUGUUCCACCGGUAUGCUGGCCAAUGUUGACUUCAAUGCUUUCCACAGUUGUGUCAAGUUGGAUGGAUGUCCUUUGGGUGGUGGACCAUUCUUGAUACACACGGGAAUCCGUUGACCAUAAAAACAAACAGCAGCGUUGCAGUUCUUGACACACACAAACUGGUGCGCCUGGCACUUACUACCAUACCCCGUUCAAAAGGCACUUCAAUCUUUUUUUUUUUACUACCAUACCCCUCAAUGGCACACAUACACAAUCGAGGUCUCAAUUGUCUCAAGGCUUAAAAAUCCUUCUUUAACCUGUCUCCUCCACUUCAUCUACCUUGAUUGAAGAGGAUUUAACAAGUGAUAUCAAUAAGGGAUCAUUGCUUUCACAUGUAUUCAACCGGUCAGUCUAGGAAAACCUGCUCUUUCCAUGAUAUGUUUUGUACACUCAGUGUAGGUUAUGAUCAACUGCAGUCUAGACUGGAAAGAAUCUCAUGUGCAUUGGAACAAGAUCCAUUUGAUUUUGUAGUUUAUUUCACCAUCAUGGAAUGUUUGAAAUUCAGUGUUAAUUAGUUCUGACUUGAAACCUCUACAGGAUCGGCGGGUCCCCCACGGGACGGUUGAGCUAACGUAGGCUAAUGCAAUUACCAUAAGGUUGUAAGUAACAAGAUUAUUUCCCAGGACAUAGACAUAUCUGAUAUUGGCA